This is a messenger RNA of Vitis riparia (riverbank grape), 1024 nucleotides long. RefSeq names its product ethylene-responsive transcription factor ERF017-like. NCBI's taxonomy places the organism in Eukaryota, Viridiplantae, Streptophyta, Magnoliopsida, Vitales, Vitaceae. The record is from RefSeq and is a predicted model, not a curated record. Bases 107 to 724 code for a protein of 205 amino acids. Gene Ontology annotation, biological process: regulation of DNA-templated transcription. Gene Ontology annotation, molecular function: DNA binding; DNA-binding transcription factor activity. The transcript has a single exon.
AACUCAGCAAAACUACACUCAGAUACUCGAAUCAAAUCCGAUUUGCUCGAAAGAGGUAUUGGGGACUUGCCAAAAUCGGAACCUGAGGAUAAGGACAAGGACAGAAAUGGUGAAGAAAGCGAUCGGAGUAGGAUCAGCCCCUGCGGAGAGCAGCGAUUGCAGGUUCAAGGGAGUGAGGAAGCGGAAGUGGGGAAAGUGGGUGUCGGAGAUUAGGCUUCCCAACAGCCGCGAGCGGAUCUGGUUGGGGUCCUACGACACGGCGGAGAAGGCCGCAAGGGCCUUCGACGCCGCUCUCUACUGCCUCCGUGGCCGCACAGCGAAGUUCAACUUUCCGGAGAAUCCGCCGAAGAUCGCCGGCGGAGGAUCCCUCACUAGGUCGGAGAUUCGAGCGGCAGCCGCCAAAUUCGCAAAUGAGGACUCUUCUACUGCCUCGACCAGCCACUCCAGUCACUCCAUGCCCGAACUACAAGUGGAGUCUCCGUCGCCGUCGGUCUCCGGAGAAACGACCCAGGUGGAAACGGACAGUGAAAUAAAUUUGGAAGGGUCACUUUCAGAAUUAUUUACAAGCAUAGGCUCCAAUAGUUAUGUGCCGGACUAUGGAAUAUUUCCUGGAUUUGAUGAUCUCUCAGACAAUUUUUUCCCACCCGCAAUGCCUACAGAUGACUAUGGAGAAGAAGACAUGAAUGCCCUUUUCUCUCACGACACAUUCCUUUGGAAUUUCUGAAGGCGCUGAAUUCAGUUGCCAGCACUGAGUCAGAAUUCAUUCUUUUCAACCAUUCUUUUUCCCGGAAAUAUUUUUGAUUCCGGGAAAGGGAUCGGAUUCGAUGGCUAGUUUUAGUACAGCCUCUACUUGCCUUGGUAUAUUCUUUCCCGUGUCACUCUCCAUUCAAUUGUCAUCAGAAAAUAUGGGAGCUGCGGAUUUUGUGAUUUUCUCUUGUUUUUUGUUCACUUGUGAAUUCCAAUACGAUGUCUAAUUUUCAUGUAAAAGUCGGUCUCCUUUUUGUGAAUCACAAAUGUUUGAAUU